Heterotrigona itama is the source of this 3187-nucleotide messenger RNA. The record is from the annotation of a GenBank genome assembly. NCBI's taxonomy places the organism in Eukaryota, Metazoa, Arthropoda, Insecta, Hymenoptera, Apidae.
AUGAACUUAGUACCGGCGACUUGCAUUGAAUUAUUCAUCGGCGGAAGUAAAAAAAGAAAAAUAUCGGUAAGACAGCGAUCCGAAUGGCCUUUUAAAUAUUCAUAAAACGCGAGCCAUAUGAUGCAGAUUACAGAAGUCAAUGUUGCUUUAAUUCAACACACCGCCGAAAUUUGCUAUAGACCACGGCUUCUCAAACUUUUUCACUUGGCCAGUCAGCCGUUUCACCCGAGCAAAUAUUUUCGCGACCCUGGGUAUAUAGAGGUCUGUAAACUAGAAAAUAACGAAUUAAAACAUUUGCUGAUAAUGAAUCAUAAGGAAAAUUUAUUCGAAAAUAAGUCUUUGGUGUACAUAUAAUUUUAUCAUGUAUUAAAGACAUAGCUAAAUGUUCAUAUUAAUUUUUUAGUUUUGCUAAAAUUUCUGCGACCCUCCCUAUAUAGUAGCCUGUUAUUUCUGAAUAUAGUUAAAGAAGUGUCCUCUAGAUUGCGGUAUUGAAACUAUUGUCUCACUGCAAUGAGUACAAUGGCUUCUGUUUUGUUUUCCCUUUUUGUUAAAAGAUUUAAUUCGUCUUAUGAAUAUGACUCUUAAUGUGUAGAAUUUUAAUAGCAGGAGCCGCAUUUGUUGAUCAAUUCCUAAAUAUGCAACAUUCUUUUAGAAAACAAAGCAUAGAUAUACACUGGGAAGGUCAAAUGUUUCAAAACCUUGCGACACUUAACCUUUUUAGUAAAAUGAUUGUCAUUUAUAAUAUGUAUGUGGUCUCUGUGUAUGUGCGUGUGUAUGUGAGAGAGAAUUAAUUUUAUCGAUAUAGGUAUUAACAUUCGUCGCGAUAGACCGUAUUAUCUUUCUUUUUUUUCUUUCAGAGUGAAAAUUUCGUUCUCUGUCAGAGAUCUCCUGAGUUGAAAAAUCGUGUGAUCCUUCUUUUUGUAGAUUAUAUCGUCAAUCCGUAUCAUAUUCCCUGUCCGAAGUACGACGAAGCUUACAAAGAAUCUUUGGAGAAUCCUGAAAGAUUUUGGGGCGAAGUCGCGCACUGUAUAGAUUGGAGUAAACCCUGGGAGAAAGUGCUGGAUAAUACUAAACAACCAUUUACAAAAUGGUUCGUUGGUGGAGAAUUGAAUGCAUGUUACAAUGCGAUAGACAGACACGUUCUUGCUGGAAAUGGACACAAAGUGGCAUUGAUUCACGACAGCCCUCAAAUAUCAACGAUCCGGAAAGUAACCUACAACGAACUUUUAGACAAAACAUCUUUGCUGGCUGGUGCGUUAGCUGAAAUGGGCGUAAACAAAGGCGACGUAGUGAUUAUCUACAUGCCGUUAAUCCCUGAGACCAUAAUGGCGAUUUUGGCGACCACGCGGCUCGGUGCAAUUCACUCCGUCGUGUUUGGCGAUACACCGACAUGUUAAACGGCGCUAUGAAGAUUAUCACCGUGAAAAAACCGCGGUGCAUCGUAUUUCAAAGGAGAAACAUCUGGGAGAGCCCUCUUUUAGAAGAUCAAGUCGAUUGGGAUGACGUGAUGAAAAGGUCGAAGCCUCAUCCGUGUCAGCCGGUUGAGGCUAACGCUCCUUUAUAUAUUUUGUAUACCUCGGGAACAACAGGAAAAGGAACCGUUAAAUCAAAUUAUCUUACCGAAGGUCAACCGAAGGGAAUUUUAAGAACAGUCGGUGGUCACUUGGUUUCUGUUUGUUGGACAAUGAAGACGGUGUACAAUAUGGACAAGGAUUCCAUCUGGUGGGUAGCUUCGGAUAUGGGCUGGGUGGUCGGACACUCUUACAUUUGCUAUGGACCUUUGCUCUACGGUGCCACCAGCGUAAUGUACGAAGGGAAACCCGAUAGGACACCCGACGCAGCGCAAUACUUUAGGCUGAUCGAUCAACACCGCGUGAACGCGUUGUUUUGCGUACCGACUGCCCUCCGCGUUAUAAGACGCGCCGAUCCGGAGCUAUUGCUGGGUCGAAAAUACUCGAUGAAGUCGUAUAAAACUGUCAAAGAAAUUUCAAAUCGCAAACACGCGUUUGCUUUUCGUAGUUUGAAAGCCGUAUACGUCGCUGGAGAAUUUUGCGAUUACGAGACGAAAAUUUGGGCGGAAAAGGCGUUCAAAGUACCGAUUCUGAACAACUGGUGGCAGUCGGAAACGGGGCAUCCUAUUACGGCGUUGUGUCUAGGAUACGGGCACAAUCCUAGCUUACCGAAAUACAGCACCGGUCUACCGAUCCCCGGUUAUCGCAUUGACGUACUACGAGAAAACAACAGCGAGGCGGAGGCUCAUGAAUUAGGUAGAAUCGCAAUAAAGUUACCGCUACCGCCCGGCUGCCUGUCGACUCUCUAUCAAAAUGACGACAGAUUCAAGGAAAUAUACUUUUCCACGUAUCCAGGUUACUACGAUACCAUGGACGUUGGCUACAAAGAUGAAUUCGGGUAUGUUUACGUGAUGGCGCGCGACGAUGAUGUUAUCAAUGUCGCCGGUCACAGAUUGUCCACGUCCGCCCUGGAAGACGUCGUGCUGGCCCAUCCUGACGUCGUGGACGCCGCCGUAAUCGGCGUUCCAGAUCCGACCAAAGGAGAAAUUCCUUUGUGUCUUUACAUAAUGAAACAGGUGAGAACCCUGAUCGGUCCUAUAGCAUCGUUUAGAAUAGCAGCAGCUGUGAAAGCAUUACCUCGGACACGUUCAGGAAAGAUAAUCCGCAAAUCUAUCGCUAACUUGGCUCGAUCCAUGCUAAUUAAGGUAAGGAAUUGUUUGUUGUGUAAGAAUAUUGACAAAUUGACAAAUUAAACACACACGCUGAAAGAUGAACUUUCCAUUUUCGUACGGGGAGUAAGAGUACAAACUAUUUGUUGCCAUUUUUCAAGAGAACUAUAGGUUGCGACCUAUAAUUCCUGGAAAAAGUUUCACCUCCGUGACGGGUAGAAUACAAUACAAACAAAAAAAAUUAUGACCUUGAAAUUCAAAUUCAAAGUUCAACUUCGUGACACGUUCCUUAUACGUUUCGAAUCAAAUCGAAGAUGUUGAAUUCAUCUAUGAUAGUACAAAAUUUUUUUUCCACUCUACACAUUAUUUAUUCAUUCUGCCAACGUAAAAUAUUCGUUCUUUCACUUUCAGAUUUCGAGCGCGGUAGAGGAUGCAUCGGUAUACGUUGAAAUUAAAGAAGUACUUCAGAAACUUGGUUACGCUAAAUUAGCGCCAAAUCCUCAAUGA